Messenger RNA from Geodia barretti, 1509 nucleotides. The record is from the annotation of a GenBank genome assembly. NCBI's taxonomy places the organism in Eukaryota, Metazoa, Porifera, Demospongiae, Tetractinellida, Geodiidae.
GCACUUAUCAGUUCACCAUCGAGUGCUCUAGAGUCCUGGAGAUGAAGAGCGAGGACGUUUGGGUGGUCACGAUGCGUGUGGUCGUGGACACGGUGUGGAUAGGACUCAACACUGGCCACGUACUGAUAUUCAGUACCAUCACAGGUACCUCAAAGUCUGCACCGCAGCAACCCCAGCUGCUAACACACUUCAAGCUGCAUGAAGGAGAAGUCCGGCAGUUGUUACUGCUCCAUCCUUCGUACAUGGGGCCGUCGUCCAUUGAAAGGGAUGGAGAGCAACUCCUUAGUAGCAUGACAGGCGUCCAGACCCCUUACGAUGAGCGGGUGUACGUUUUGAGCUGUGGCGAAGGUCUUGUCAAGCAACUGCCGACGCUGAGUCACACCGGUACAAUUGUGGGGGAAGACCACCACUCUGCAGCGAAAGGUCCCCCCGAGCCUAACAGAGAGGAUCUGUAUGCAGUCAUGCUGGAGGGUAUGUGCGAGAGCAGAGUCAGUGACAUGGAGAGCAAGUGCGAGCGGCCGUUUUUUUGCAUACAUGCGACCGCAAGAGUCUUCCUACUACACGGUACCUGCCAGAGAGUAUGCCGAUGUUUAUACGAAUCCAGCGUUCCGUACAAAUACCUGGUCGGCAGCUUCCGUCCUCUCUCCCAUUGAGAGCAAAAUGAAGAAACUGCACUCUCGCGACGAAGACUCAGAGAUAUACGAGAGCAUUAGACACUGGAGCAUUUCAAAGGUGAGACAACCGAAACCCGUAGGAAGCCCAGAAACCACCACCUCAAGAGUUGACUGACUCUCCGCCCAAGUUGCCGCCUCGCAAUCCAGUUUCUCGUCCCCUCACUUCUUCUCCGAUUCUGUCUGCCAAACGUCUGCCGGUGAUAAUAGAGCGAGAGAGAGAGAAUAGCGUUGGAGCCUCUCACAGUAGCACUGAGCUGAGUGGGAGCUCCACCCUGCCUCCUGGGGCCAAGAACUCGCUCUCAGUUCAAGGUGACAUUCCCUCGAGGGACAAGUUACGAUCGGCUACGAUCCCCAACAGAGCUGGGCUGGUGAAUUCCCCUUCUCCCAGUGACAAAAUGGACGAUUCGUGUGAAGACAGUAUGUACGAUCCCUACGUGUCGAUGGUGAGCGUGAUGCAGGCGAGAGCCCAUUCAGUCGCUCUGCCGGCAAGAGCAACUAGUUCACCUAAAUCUCUGCGACCAUCGUCUAAGCAAAAUCCUCCACGGUGCCCCCAAAACCUAAACCAAACAAAAGCUUGCCCCCAAGGCCACCUCCCAGGGAUUCUAAAGACCUGCAUUCAUGAGGGUUUUUACAUGGGCAAUCUCUCUACCAUCUACAUACAUACACACAUACAUACAUACCCAUAUGUAAACAUCUCUGGCUUUGUAUCUCAACAUUUUUCCACCUGUCUGCGCCUGUUCUCAGCUGUAUUUUUUAAACAAAUUAUACAGGGCUUAUCUGUAAUGUAAACAGUUUGUUUACCUAUUCUAUAGCGUAGCACUGCAUUUUUCACUUU